Xenopus laevis (African clawed frog) is the source of this 2014-nucleotide messenger RNA. It is a transcript of the gene rsl1d1.S, whose product is annotated as ribosomal L1 domain containing 1 S homeolog. Gene Ontology annotation, cellular component: nucleolus. The transcript is spliced from 9 exons. Lineage: Eukaryota; Metazoa; Chordata; Amphibia; Anura; Pipidae. Bases 62 to 1420 code for a protein of 452 amino acids. The record is from RefSeq and is a predicted model, not a curated record.
UGUCACUUGUAGCGACUAUUAAAGUUUUGCUUGUUGAAAAGAGAAACGCCAGUCUUUGCGCAUGCGCACUGCAACGCUGGAAGCCCACGUGUAUAGCUGCAAGAUGUCUGAAGCCGGGGGACACGAGUUGGACAGUGAGCAGGUAAAGAAAGCCGUACAGGCCCUUCUUGCUUAUCAGAAAAAGAAAGAAGAUGGUAAUGUCUUACUCUUAAAUGAGCACGACCGUAUAUCUUUGAUGUUAACCGUAUGGAGAAUCCCCUCUCGUGAACAAACUAUCAGAAUCCCCCUUCCUCAUGCUAUACGACCUGAAGCGUGUGAUGUUUGCCUUUUCACAAGAGAUGAACCUAACAUGACAUCAGAACAGACUGAGAAGUUCUACAAAAAAUUACUCAGUCAGCAUGGUAUAAAACAAAUAAGUGAGGUCAUUUCACUCAACAGACUGAAAAAGGAAUAUAAACCGUAUGAAGCAAAGCGUCGUUUGCUGGCCAGUUUUGAUCUGUUCCUUUCUGACGACCGAAUCAGACGAUUCUUGCCAUCCCUCCUGGGGAAACAUUUUUACAAGGCUAAAAGGGAGCCCCAGUCGGUGAACUUGAAAUCAAAGUAUUUGGCAGCGCUGCUAAACCGCUUCAUCCAAGGAACCCAGCUUCAUAUUAAUAACAAGGGCUGUUGCUAUUCAAUCCGUGUUGGUCAUACUGACAUGAAGGUUGAUGACAUUGUUGAGAACGCCGUUGCUGUUGCAAAAGUCCUUGCAGAGAAGCUGCCAAUGAAAUGGAAGAGUGUUAAAGUGCUUCACUUGAAAACUCAGACAUCAGUGGCCCUGCCUGUCUUUAACUCUCCUCUCAGUAAUAUUCACGAGAUCAAUCUCUUGUUAAAAAAAAACAAGAAAAAGAAGCAAAGGAAGUCUGAUAAGAAAGCCAAGUCGGUUUCACCAGGCUCUGGGGUAACAUCUGAUGCUUCAGCAACCGUCCAAGAAGAAAGUGAAGCCUCUUUUGCAGAAAUAAAUGAGCCUGAUGAUGUGGAAGAAGAGAUUCCACAGCUGAUCCCUAUCCAGUUGCCUACAAAAGAAGAAGAAGAAAUAAAGACCAUCAGCUCCAGCAAAAAGAAAACCCCUAAAGUGCAAGCAAAGGAAAACACAAAUGUGACCAAGGAAAAUGUCAUCUUAACACCAAAGGCUGCUGGACAGAAGCGCAGAGUCAGUACAAAAAAAGGUGACAUUUUGGAAACGCCAACUAAGCAGAAAAAAGUCCAAACUCCAAAACGAGAUAGAGGGCAAGAGACAAAACCUGAAGGAGAUGUCAUUAAAAAGACUCCCAAAGCAGUUUCGAAGCCUACGAUUAAACUCUCCAAGUCAGCCAAAAAAGCACCCCAGACACCAAAACUAAAACAGAAAAAGAAAAUGAAGAUACCACAGUCUGCAUAACGAUUUCCAACAAUACUGGCUCCAUGGUUCUCCACUAAAGCAGCUGCAGUUGCUCCAGCUGUUGUAUAAUUGCUGUUGAUGAGAGAGAGAUAUGAUUCACCAUCACUUAAAGAAUUGCUCACUGCCUCUCUGGACCAUUUUGAAUAAGCCGUUCAUUUAUGAUUUUUCUAUCUUUGAUAAAAUGUUAAUUUUAUAAAUGAAUAUAAACAAAUAUGUUGUUCUCUUCGUGCUGUAUGAAAUCUGAAGUCUGAUUUAUGACAAUGUCUUGCCUGUCUAGUUACAUAAAUAACUGCUAUUAAUCUUUCAUCAUUGUAUAGUAGUACUGUGUAACAAGUUUUCUUUAAGUGCAUGGCCCAAACUUCACAUGAACUUACAAAACUUCAGUCCCUUCAAUAAGUUUAGAGGAUAAAUUAGAAUGCAGAUAUCCAUUCCAUUUUUUUUAUAGAAUAUCCUUCCAGGAGGCAUGUGUAUUAGGGGAGUUACAGUUCAACAUCUUUUGGAAACCCCACUUUUAUUCACACACGUUUUCGAUUAUAGAUGAGCCUUAUAUCAGGACAUCGUAUAUUGGAAACAAUUAAAAGAUACAAAUCUUAA